Messenger RNA from Perkinsus marinus ATCC 50983, 493 nucleotides. RefSeq names its product acyl-coa oxidase, putative. NCBI's taxonomy places the organism in Eukaryota, Perkinsozoa, Perkinsida, Perkinsidae. Gene Ontology annotation, cellular component: peroxisome. The annotation marks the transcript as partial. The transcript has 3 exons. The record is from RefSeq and is a predicted model, not a curated record. Gene Ontology annotation, biological process: lipid homeostasis; fatty acid beta-oxidation using acyl-CoA oxidase. Gene Ontology annotation, molecular function: FAD binding; fatty acid binding; acyl-CoA oxidase activity.
AUGUCCUUGACGGAGUCUCUCACCUUCCUACUGGACGGCUUUGACCCCCGCAGGCAGCGGCGUCGUCGUUGGAUGAGCCGUCUGGCUGACCGUCUCGAGGUGGACCCCGACUUGGAUCGCAACAUGAGUAGAGAUGAACGCGCUGCUGAAGCCUUGCGGAGGUUCUUCCAUUUGCACAGACCCCAUCUCCAUAGUAGCACCUCAGCCCCCACUGAAGCCCUACCCCGCUCUGGCAUGACCCCAGCGGCAGACCCUCUCGAGGUUGUCUGGAUGUCCGAGAUAGCUCCGCAUAGCUCUGGGAUGUGGGACUCGAUGGUGCCCUUCUUGCAAGCCAUAGUAGGGCAAGGGUCGGAAAAACAAAGACGCGAAUGGAUACCCAAAGUGAUGACGAUGGAAGUCGUUGGUUCAUAUUGUCAAACUGAGUUGGGUCACGGCUCUAAUGUGAAGGGCCUCGCGACGACCGCUACCUUUAUUGCUGGUGAUGGUGAUGACG